AAUGCUUGCGCUGUGGGUAUAAAAUACUUUCCAAAAAUAAUUGGAAUUCAGUUGAAUUCUCUACGCGUUCACCAAACUACCAAAAGCAUUUACAAAAUGGUGUCUUUCGAAGAAGCCAGCGAACUAGCAAAGAACUUCAGCAAGAAGCCCACUGACGCUGAAUUCUUGGAAUUCUACGGUCUCUACAAACAGGCUACUGUUGGUGAUGUGAACAUUGAAAAGCCUGGCGCUUUGGACUUGAAGAGGAAAGCUAUGUGGGAUGCCUGGAACUCACAGAAGGGUCUGUCUCAAGAUGCCGCCAAGGCUGCCUAUGUUAAGGUUUAUGAGAAAUACGCUCCCAUUUAUGCUUAAAUGUAAAAGUUAUAAGCAAAAAUGUGUUCUGCCCAAGAUUAUUUAUUUAAAUCCUUAAAGUUAUUUUAAUUCUAUGAUUAACUAAUUUGUUUUAGUUUGUGAAUAAAUUGCAAGAAAUUAAUGUAAAUAUUGAAAAUGAAUUGUUGAUUGAUUGGUUGACGCAAAGUGCUGAAGUCUGUAGAUAA
This is a messenger RNA of Ceratitis capitata (Mediterranean fruit fly), 536 nucleotides long. Its product is annotated as acyl-CoA-binding protein-like. Gene Ontology annotation, molecular function: long-chain fatty acyl-CoA binding. The record is from RefSeq and is a predicted model, not a curated record. NCBI's taxonomy places the organism in Eukaryota, Metazoa, Arthropoda, Insecta, Diptera, Tephritidae. The coding region runs from base 97 to 351 and encodes 84 amino acids. The transcript is spliced from 2 exons. Gene Ontology annotation, biological process: fatty acid metabolic process.